AUGAGGAAGACUUCUAUGUUCCAUCAAGUGAGAAACCAUCAUUCCCCAUGCUCACCUAUCGCACACUUCAGCAUGCAGUCAAGACUCAACGCCGCCACCAAGAACGCCAUGUUCUCACUACUGGCAUGGCGCGACCAAGCUCUAGACCGUGUUAACAAGCUGGAGAAGAUAGUGGAAUGCCAAUCUCGCUUCAUCUCACGCCUAGUUCGUGUAGUUCGCCACAUUGCACCGGAGAGACUCUUUCGCCCUUCUCACCGCUACAGAACCAUAUGA
Molecule: messenger RNA, 273 nt
Organism: Microthlaspi erraticum
Lineage: Eukaryota; Viridiplantae; Streptophyta; Magnoliopsida; Brassicales; Brassicaceae
Source: the annotation of a GenBank genome assembly